AUGGACCAGCUGAGGCAGCUCAGGUGGAUACGGCUCAAGGACUCUUCAACGUCACUCACGAAAUUUGCGAACACCUCGGAUGAAAAUGUCGAGGGAAAGAAACGAGUGGAAAAGGUGCAGGGCUUCAAGUCCAGUGAAGACAAGCCAUCUGAGUAUCUAAGCAAGUCUGACACUAUUUCGGAACUUGUUGGACGAACAUUAUAUAAAAACUUCUACAAUUCUCCACUUUAUCUUGCUAAAAGAUAA
Messenger RNA from Necator americanus (New World hookworm), 246 nucleotides. RefSeq lists its product as uncharacterized. The transcript has a single exon. The record is from RefSeq and is a predicted model, not a curated record. NCBI's taxonomy places the organism in Eukaryota, Metazoa, Nematoda, Chromadorea, Rhabditida, Ancylostomatidae. Bases 1 to 246 code for a protein of 81 amino acids.